UCUGCAAAUACAGCAAGAUAAUCACAAUCACUAUUCUGAUUGGCCAUCCUGUCCUUUUUAUUGGCUUGAUUUUGCAGUCUUCAAAUUAAUCAAAUUGUGGAGGAAACAGAACAGAGAUGUCUUGGUGGCCAAAAUUAGUUGCGCGAAAAUGGCUUAACAUACAGAGUGGAGCCGAUGAGUUUCAUUCCGAUUAUGCAAUUACAGGGAAAACUGAGAGAAGGAAGAGCUGCUCAGACGACGAUUAUUACGUCUUCGUACGAGAUGAUUUCUCAGUUUUAUUUUUGAUUAAAGGGUGGUUGUCGGCCGCUACUAAUGGGCUUAAACAGUCGACGAUCGUGCCGGAGGCGCCGCCGCCCCCAACCGAUAAUCUCAAUCUCAAGAUGUUCGUGGGGACAUGGAAUGUCGGAGGGAAGUCGCCCCACGACGGUUUAAACUUGAGAGAUUGGCUAAAGUCGCCUGCCCCUGCGGACAUCUACGUGCUAGGGUUUCAAGAAAUUGUUCCUCUAAAUGCUGGCAACGUAUUAGGAGCGGAAGACAACGGACCAGCUGCCAAGUGGCUUUCUCUUAUUCGUCAAGCGUUGAACAGCAACAACAACAAGACUGACCAAGAACUUCCUCAAUAUUACAACGAUGCCACUUCCCAACAGGCUGACCAGCAAGCAAACCUGAAGCCCAGACUGAGCUUCUCCAAUCUCCUCUCUCUAGAAGAUGAACUCGGCCAAGAGGAUUUUGCAAGACUGUCAAGUUUGCAAUCGAAUUCGAGCUCUGUUGAAGAAGAUUCCCCUGACUCACCGUCCAUGGCUGGCAGUCCACGGCAGCGCCGCUACUGUCUUGCAGCUAGCAAACAGAUGGUGGGGAUAUUCUUGUGUGUGUGGGUUCGAGCUGAUCUUUCUAAACAUGUAAACAACUUGAAGGUCUCGUGCGUUGGUCGUGGAAUUAUGGGUUAUCUUGGAAAUAAGGGUUCAAUAUCCAUUAGUAUGACACUGCACCAGACAACUUUCUGCUUGGUUUGUACACACUUGACCUCUGGAGAGAAAGAAGGUGAUGAGAUCAGAAGAAAUUUAGACGUUACAGAAAUUUUAAAGAAAACAAGGUUUUCUCAUUCAUAUAAAGAUCUUCGACAACCACUUCCUCCUGAAAGCAUAUUGGAGCAUGACAUAAUUUUUUGGCUUGGGGAUUUAAAUUAUCGGCUUGCUUCUGGUCGUGGUGACACGCACGAAUUGCUAAAGAGAAAUGAUUGGCAAGCACUUUUAAAGAGAGAUCAGUUAAAAAUUGAACAGAGAGCCGGUCGAGUAUUUGAAGGGUGGGAAGAAGGGAGGAUAUAUUUUCCUCCAACUUACAAAUACCUGAUGAAUUCGGAUCAUUAUGUGGUUCAAACAUCAAAAUCUAAAGAAAAGCGACGAACACCUGCCUGGUGUGAUCGGAUAUUGUGGAAAGGGGAAGGACUUAAACAAAUUUGUUAUAUAAGAGGAGAGUCCAGAUUCUCAGACCACAGACCAGUGUAUUCCCUAUUUUCUGUCCAAGUCAACUUAGCAAACAAGCCUAAGUUUCGCACGAUUGGCCCCAGAUCCUGCCCGUCAAAAAUUUCAACAAAUACUGCCUUGACAUCUUCUUGUGUGGCCAAGGUUCAAGCUGAAGAACUCCUGAUAUUUUCCAAUGCACAAAGGUGCCUGAAGGAGACAUCAAGCUUUUGAGGCCUCACCGUCCACAUGAUUAAAACAUAUAAAAAGUAAAACUUGAAUGUUGAAGUUACAGCUGGAAUAGUCCGGUAACUACAGACUAACACAGGCAACGAUGAGCAUCACCUGACACCUCUAGUGUCCCCGGUAUUUUUUUACAGUUUGGGACAGCGUGUUGGGUGGGUGAUUAUGUUCAUAUUGGAUAUGUAUAUGCCUAUUAGCACGAGGCAUAUUUCUCUGUUGUUUUCAUUGUUUUUUGCAAUGUGAGGGAUCAGAUGGGGAACAUGAUUAGAACUACAUGUGGGUUUGGCGUGCAUAAUCGUUGCACGCUUGAUUUUGGACAAGUGGAGGAUGGGGAUGCUGUAAAUACGAUGAUUAGUUGGCUUGGUGAUCAAGUAGAGAAGAUGGUAAAUGUGAAGCAGAAGACAUUAAGGAAAUGAUGCUUUGGUUAAGAGAAUGUUGCUCAGCAUUUUGCAGGGUAGUGUCUUCCUUGUUUCAUUUGUUUAUUCUGUUA
Messenger RNA from Pistacia vera, 2193 nucleotides. Its product is annotated as type I inositol polyphosphate 5-phosphatase 8-like. The transcript is spliced from 10 exons. Bases 117 to 1694 code for a protein of 525 amino acids. The record is from RefSeq and is a predicted model, not a curated record. Gene Ontology annotation, molecular function: phosphatidylinositol-4,5-bisphosphate 5-phosphatase activity; phosphatidylinositol-3,4,5-trisphosphate 5-phosphatase activity; inositol-polyphosphate 5-phosphatase activity. Gene Ontology annotation, biological process: phosphatidylinositol dephosphorylation. NCBI's taxonomy places the organism in Eukaryota, Viridiplantae, Streptophyta, Magnoliopsida, Sapindales, Anacardiaceae.